AUGCACCCCUCCAACGUCUCAUCCCCAAAAACACUUCACGGCGACAACAAGCCGCGUCUGAUCCGGUGUCCGCCCGAUCGUCAGGCGAAUGUUCUGAUUGCGUCGGGCUUCUCCUGGUACGUAUCCGAGGUGAUGAUCCACCGCUACUUGCGGCAGAUCUUCCCUGAGGCAGAGCCGACGACGACGCGUCUUUACGACGACCCGGUGAACGGCGCGAGCCGAGGCCACUGCUUUAUCGAGUAUCCCACCCCCACCGGCGGAGGAGGGGGCCUUGAUGGCGGCACUCACACCCGCCCGUCGCCCGCGUCGGCGUCGCCAACGACCCCAAGUCCGUCUCUCGCCUUGGUCAAGCAGCGCAUCGAGGCAACCCCCUUCGAGCACACCUUCCUGACGGUCUCGCUGUACUACUUGACCAACCCCCGGUGGGAUCGCGGCGGGCGGCUGCCGGACCUCCCCACCGACCCCCCACCGCUGCGGCGAGAGGAGCAGAUGGGGUACGGCGACGAGGGUUUCGUGGUACGCUGCGGCCCGUUUCUUGGGCUCCCCAACACCAUCUCGGAGGAGGGAAAGGCGCAGCUCUCGGCGCUUCGGAAGCGAAUGCGAAAAGAAAAAUAUUCCUCGGAGCUGCCCCGCUCGCGCUCCAUCUCGUCUUUAAUCUCGUCUUCGGACUCUUCCAGUUCUUCUGAGGACUCGGAAACGGGGCGGCUCGAAUUUAUCAGUGUUUAG
Phytomonas sp. EM1 is the source of this 726-nucleotide messenger RNA. NCBI's taxonomy places the organism in Eukaryota, Euglenozoa, Kinetoplastea, Trypanosomatida, Trypanosomatidae. The record is from the annotation of a GenBank genome assembly.